AUGCCGCCGAAGACGACCACGACGAAGAAGGAGCAAUCCCUGCGAUCGUUACAGACUCGACUCAACUCAUAUCUGUAUAUGUUUGAGGACAUUCUCAAGUUUUCUCAGUCCAUGAAUGAGCAAACCACAGAAAUUCAGGUGUCGAUUAGGGUUGAUAAAUUGGAGGAGUUAUGGGAAACGAUUAGUGAGGCUAUAGUGGAGGUAGAAUCGCAUGAUGAUUACAGUGAAGAAGAAGAGGAAUGUUGUAAAAUUAGGGCAUCGUUUGUGCAGCGGUAUUUUUCGGUCAAGACGUCAUUGAUGGAGAAGGCUAAGGAGCUGGAAGAUGCCACAUUGAACCAGUCGCGUGUUUUGGAUGCAUCGCAGUCGCAGCCUACGUUGGAACAUGUUCGCCUUCCACAAAUCCAGCUACAAACCUUCAGUGGCAAUAUCGACGAGUGGCUGAGUUUCCGGGAUUUGUACACCUCGUUGAUCCACUGGAAGGCCGAUCUUCCGGACGUCGAGAAAUUCCAUUACCUGAAGGGAUGUCUCACAGGUGAAGCGAAGGCUCUCAUAGAUCCGUUGUCCAUCACUAAGGCGAAUUAUCAGGUGGCGUGGGACACCUUGGCGAAACGGUACAACGACAGCAAGCUGCUUAGGCGUCGGCAAGUCCAAGCUUUGACCAAACUACCAGUGUUGGCUAAGGAGUCAGCCUCGGAGCUUCAGUCCUUGCUGGAAGGCUUUGAGCGGAUCGUCCAAAACUUGGAUCAGCUUAUUCAACCCCAGGACUACAAGGAUUUGUUGUUGAUGGACAUUCUAGGAUCCCGCCUAGACCCGGUCACACGUCGAGCAUGGGAAGAGUAUUCGGCUUCCAAGGAACAGGAUUCCAUCAAGGAUCUAACGGAUUUCCUUCAAAAACGGGUUCGAGUGCUAGGUUUGCUUCCUUCGAAACCUACUGAUCUCAAGGGAGAGUCGGCUGGCAUGUCGAAUAAGAAGUUCGUAGUCCCACGAACAAGUUAUAGCGCGGUUCAAACAUCUGGUUAUCGAUGCGUGGCUUGUUCAGAACCCCAUCCGCUGUAUCAAUGUCCAACAUUCCAGGGUCUCUCUGUGUUAGGUCGAGAAAAACUCCUUCGCAAUCAUUCGCUGUGCCGUAAUUGCUUUCGUCGUGGACAUCAAGCUUCCGAGUGCUUCUCUCACUUCGUUUGCAGGAAAUGCAAGGCGAAGCAUCAUACAAUGAUUUGUUUUCGAUCGGACAGGGCCGAUACAACUGAAGAUAGCCCACCGCAUUCACCGGUACAUGCUGAAUCAAAUACCGCAAGUACGGCGCAGCGAAAUACCAGUCCAAGUACCUCCGCAGUCCGAGAAUCCGUCUCAUCCAAUACGGCGUUCCAACGUUCUUCGUCAGUGCUGCUAGCUACAGCAGUGGUUUUAGUGGAAGAUGACACAGGUAUCCGUUUCCCUGCACGGGCCUUGCUGGACUCUGGGUCCGAAUGCAAUUUCAUGACGGAGAAGUUAUGCCAACGUUUGAACAUCCAACGGAGGCGUUCGGAUGUAUCCGUCCUGGGUAUAGGACAGUCUAAUACGCGGAUCAAACACAAAGCUGUGGCAACGAUCAAAUCACGAGUUUCCGAGUUUUCUCGUGAAAUGGAAUUCCUCGUUCUGCCAGAGGUUACGGCAGAUCUUCCAACAACAAACAUCCAAGGGGCAUGCUGGGAGAUUCCACGAGGCGUGCAGCUGGCGGAUCCAGCAUUUUUUAAUUCCAACUUGGUCUUCGGAAUCCAGCAUUUCUUCGCGUUCUUCAAGACUGGUAAUGAAAUGGAUCUGGGGAACGGUCUACCCACGUUAACGGAGUCUGUAUUCGGCUGGGUGGUGUCCGGUCGAGUGAUUGUUGAUUGUCCAAAUCCGAAAGUUUCCUGCAACAUGGCAGCCACUGAUAGUUUAGAGAAAAUCCCAUCUCGAUCUUUAGCAUGCGCGAAAGUCAAGGGGCCGAACAACUACUACCCCAUGGGAACAGAGUGCGGGGCGCACUGCAGUAGGGCGAUCAAGCGAGGAAACGCGGUCGCAAGUGUAUCAAGAGAGGUUCAUGGCGAAAUUCCUGGAGUUAGGACACAUGCGCAGGGUGGAUGUGUCAACCAAAAGGGCAGGCAGUUAUUUACACCGCCAUUCCGUUGCUGA
Molecule: messenger RNA, 2151 nt
Organism: Armigeres subalbatus
Lineage: Eukaryota; Metazoa; Arthropoda; Insecta; Diptera; Culicidae
Exons: 1
Coding region: 1-2151 (716 amino acids)
Source: RefSeq, a predicted model, not a curated record